Molecule: messenger RNA, 2751 nt
Organism: Cladophialophora yegresii CBS 114405
Lineage: Eukaryota; Fungi; Ascomycota; Eurotiomycetes; Chaetothyriales; Herpotrichiellaceae
Product: chloride channel, other eukaryote
Exons: 1
Coding region: 1-2751 (916 amino acids)
Biological process (GO): chloride transport; transmembrane transport
Cellular component (GO): early endosome; membrane; Golgi apparatus
Molecular function (GO): voltage-gated chloride channel activity
Source: RefSeq, a predicted model, not a curated record
AUGCCGAAAUCCUUUGUCUCUUUUCACGGACCCUAUGAGGCUGCCUCCCUCCCACCUUCUCAGUCAACUACCACGCCGUCCUCCCCAGAGACGCUCCGCAGAUCCAGAACUUCGCUUGCCGGAAUUGAACCGGGACCACGGCUACCCCCGUCACUCGUUAUGACUUCCCAAGAUACGGAAGAGACUGCCCUGCUGGGGGACCGUCCAGGGUUAGUUCGCAGGUACACUGGCGAGAGCACACCGGGAUCUCCGAGGUCAAGACAGCUUUCCAGAGUGAACAGUGCCAGCGGGAGUUCACGAAAACGGAAAUAUGGUGCGCGACAGUCGGGCAACGCCAGUCCGGUAUGGAUGAGGAGCUCUGGGCUGCGUACCCCUAAACUUUCUUCGUCGAUGCUGGCAAGCUCCUUGUCGAAGGACGACCGAUUAUGGUACGAUCAGUUCACGUCGACGGACUGGGUCCACGAUAGCAUUGCGGACGGAUACCGUGUGCUCGAGCUGAGGAAAAAGCGGGGUUGGCGAGGACGAAUCGCUUUGCUCCUCGACUCGGCUCAAGGAUGGGUUCUCGUGGCCAUCAUCGGAGUCGUCUCUGCCGCAUUAGCAUACUUUGUCGACGUGACCGAGUCUGCUAUCUUUGAUAUCAAGCGAGGCUUCUGUCGAGGUGCUUGGUAUCUGAGCAGGACCAGCUGCUGCGGUGGAGAACGCACGUGUGACAGGUGGAGGAGCUGGUCGGAACUUAUUCACCCUUCUCGAAUCGACGACCUUCACAUUGACUAUCUGGCAUUCAUCCUCGGAUCAAUGUUUCUUGCAGCCUUGUCCUGCUUUAUCACAUUGUACUCGAAGACUGUCGUGCCCUCACACAUAGCUUCCACCCUCGAUGAGGAUCUUGGAGCGCUCAGGCAGACCAUCAACGCCGAGGCAGACAAGGACAAGUCAUCAGGUGUCCGACGUCCGAGUCAGGAGAGCACAGUCCCGGCAAGCGUAUACUUCUCAGCAGCGGGAAGUGGCGUGGCAGAGGUCAAGGUCAUCCUCAGUGGCUUUGUUCUGCACGGAUACCUCGGCCUUCGAGUUCUCAUUCUCAAGUCUAUCGCUCUCAUUCUGAGCGUGGCAUCAGGGAUGAGCUUGGGCAAAGAAGGUCCUUAUGUGCACAUUGCCACCUGUGUGGGCAACAUUGCUUGCAGGCUGUUUACCAAGUACAACCUCAACGACGGUAAGCGAAGAGAGGUUCUAUCGGCGAGUGCCGCCGCUGGUGUCGCCGUGGCUUUCGGCUCGCCCUUGGGUGGAGUCCUCUUCAGCCUGGAGGAAGUCAGCUACUAUUUCCCUCCCAAGACUUUGUUUCGCACCUUCUUCUGUUGCAUUGUUGCGGCGCUUUCACUAAAGUUCCUGAACCCGUAUGGCACAAACAAGAUUGUGUUGUUUGAAGUCCGUUAUGUUACGGAUUGGCAUUACUUCGAGCUCGCCCUCUUCGUAUUAAUUGGCAUGGCAGGCGGAGUAGCCGGUGCACUUUUCAUCAAAGCAUCUCGCUUCUGGGCCACUACAUUCCGGCGCAUCAAAAUCAUCAAAACCUAUCCAAUGCUGGAAGUUCUACUCGUGGCCCUGCUCACGGGCUUGAUCAGCUUCUGGAACCGAUAUACCCGGCUAGCUGUUGCCGAACUCUUGUUCGAGCUUGCCAGCCCCUGUCAGCAAAAUCCAGGAAAUGGGCUCUGUCCUACGACCGAGGAUGAAAUCCUGCAGAUUGUUCGCUACCUCAGCCUUGCAUUCGUCGUCAAGGCUUUUCUCACGACCAUCACUUUUGGCAUCAAGGUGCCCGCCGGCAUCUAUGUGCCUUCUAUGGUGGUUGGCGGCCUCAUGGGACGCAUCGUUGGUCACUUGGCCCAAUACGUCGUCUUGAAAUUUCCAGACUUUUUCCUAUGGUCGCAUUGCCGAGACUCCGGAAACAUCGAAUCGUGUAUUACACCUGGAGUCUAUGCCCUAGUGGCGGCCGGCGCCACCAUGUGCGGCGUCACACGCCUCUCUGUCACUUUGGCUGUCAUCCUGUUUGAGUUGACAGGCAGCUUGGACCACGUGUUGCCCUUCUCAUUGGGUGUUCUUUGUGCCAAGUGGACGGCAGACGCUGUCGAGCCGUUGAGCAUAUAUGACCUGUUGACCGACAUGAAUUCAUACCCCUUCCUCGACAACCGGACCACCCCGGUUUUUGACUCCGAGCUUGGAGACAUCACACCCCGAUUCAGAAGAGACAAAGUGAUUGACAUCACGCUAUCCCCUCUUGUCAAGGCGACCGACCUACGGGCUAAACUCAGACGCUUGCAAAAUCUUGGGGAGCUAGAUGGUGGCUUGCCUGUCCUCCGCAACAAAAUCCUAGUGGGCCUCAUCCCAGCUCCAGACCUAGAGUUUGCUCUAGACAGGGUAGAGGAUGAGGAGAAUGCACUCUGCUUGCUCUCCACAGAAAACCACGCGCUCACCUCCCACUACCGGCUCUGGGACUCCUUUGAGGAAGCAGGAUACGAUUCAGGACGGGAGGAGUCUGGCAACGAAGAAGCGUCCUCCGACCCUACCGACCUCACGCCUUACAUUGACCCGGCGCCGGUGGCACUUGAUGUGCACUCCCCAAUGGACCUGGUUUAUCAGUGCUUCGUCAAAUUGGGACUGCGGUACAUUUGCGUUUUGAGUGAAGGAGAAUUCAGAGGCAUGGUCCACAAAAAGGCGUUUGUCAGAUACAUCAAGACACUGGAACAUAAUUCGACUCUUCGCUGA